AUGAUCCGUGAUCUUGUGCUGAACAUCCUCACCUCGUGUACCCGAAGGUAUGGGCAGGAUCUUGCUCUUCCAGUAACUACUGAAGAGUUCAAGCCUGGUGGUCCCAUCAAUCAUCACGACUACCAGGCGGCCAUAUGCUACUGA
Molecule: messenger RNA, 144 nt
Organism: Phytophthora nicotianae INRA-310
Lineage: Eukaryota; Oomycota; Peronosporomycetes; Peronosporales; Peronosporaceae
Exons: 2
Coding region: 1-144 (47 amino acids)
Source: RefSeq, a predicted model, not a curated record